Messenger RNA from Mytilus trossulus (common blue mussel), 7745 nucleotides. Its product is annotated as lysine-specific demethylase 6A-like. Gene Ontology annotation, biological process: regulation of gene expression. NCBI's taxonomy places the organism in Eukaryota, Metazoa, Mollusca, Bivalvia, Mytilida, Mytilidae. The record is from RefSeq and is a predicted model, not a curated record. The transcript is spliced from 28 exons. Bases 83 to 3667 code for a protein of 1194 amino acids. Gene Ontology annotation, cellular component: MLL3/4 complex. Gene Ontology annotation, molecular function: histone H3K27me2/H3K27me3 demethylase activity; chromatin DNA binding; RNA polymerase II cis-regulatory region sequence-specific DNA binding.
UGUGUUGGGAAAACACCGGAACAGAAUCAAAUAUUUCUGAUUUUUUGCCGAAAAGAUGUAAAAGAUAUGAGAUCAAGGAAGCAUGAAUCCUGACAACCCAGAAAUUUCACUUUCAGAUGAAGAAAGGAUACAACUGAAUGAGUUUGAUAGUCGAGAUUUUGGAUUUGUAAAGUUGAAUCUUCCAGAAGAAGCAACUAAAAGAGCAGUUGUAGAAAAGGGUAUAAAGUACUAUGAGCAGUUGAUAAGACAGAAAAUCAAGAAAGGAACAGAUACAACUGAGUCUGAUGUAGACCCUAAUGUCUACUGUAGCCUGGGGCACCUGUUGCUUCUUCUAGAGCAGUACCCAAAAGCUCUAUCAGCCUACCAAAGAUUUUACCAUCUACAGCCAGACCACUGGAAGAAUGCCUCGUUCCUGUAUGGUCUUGGAUUGGUGUACUUCCAUUUCAAUGUCUUCCAUCUGGCCACACGAGCAUUUCAACAAGUAUUGUAUACAGAUCCAGGUUUUAGCAGAGCUAAUGAAAUCAGAAUACGGCUUGGUUUGAUGUGUAAAACUUCUACAGAUUAUGAAGUCAGUUUGAAGCAUUUUAAACAAGCACUUACAGACUCAAGCCCUUGUUCUUUGUCCAAAGCACAAAUACAACUACAUAUUGCCCAUUUGUUGGAGGUGCAGGGUAAAAUCAAGCAAGCUAAGGAGGCUUACGAACAGUUCAUCGCUCCAGAAGAUUUAGAUAAAUCGGUGAAAGCUACUGCUUUAAAACAACUAGGUUGGUUAUACCAUACAUCAGAUCAACUAGGAGACAAGAAAUCUAGAGAGGCAUCUGCAGUUCUAUAUCUUAAUAAAUCACUAGAGUGUGAUCCAACUAACGGACAGACCUGGUAUCUUCUAGGAAGGUGUUUUUCUGCCCUAGGAAAAGUACAUGAUGCUUUCGUUUCCUAUCGUAACUCUAUUGACAAAUCAGAAGCUAGUGCUGACACCUGGUGCUCAAUAGGAGUACUCUAUCAGCAACAGAACCAGCCUAUGGACGCUCUGCAAGCCUAUAUUUGUGCUGUACAGCUAGAUAAAUCUCACACUGCAGCAUGGACUGAUCUGGGAAUUCUCUAUGAAACUUGUAAUCAACCUAAGGACGCUUACACAUGUUAUAUAAAUGGUACUAGAAAUAAAGGUGGAGUUAACUCUGCUUUAGCAUCAAAAAUAAAGUUUCUUCAACAACAUUUAGAUAGUGUUCCUAUACAACAUUUACAGAAUAGACCUAAAACCUUGCCCAGUAUAGAAGAAGCGUGGACAUUACCUAUUCCAGCAGAAUUAACAUCAAGACAGGGAGCUGGACCCAUUACACAGCAUCCCUUGGCAAAGGGCCCAAUGAUGCCAGCUCAGCCUCCUCAGUCCAAUAUGCCACAGUCUUCUCUUUCCCCUGGACCCCAGGGACUGAUGCCUCCAGGUCAAAUGUUCGAUGAUAACAAAAAGAAACCUCAAGCCAGAAAAAGGCCCCAUGAUGAUUUCCAUCCACCCUCACCGGUGACCUUCACUAAUGAACAGAUGCAGCUUUUACAGAAUUUACAACAGAAUCGAAUGUCCUUAGAUCCUACUCAACUCAACCUCUUACAUCAACUUCAUACACAGUAUCAAUUGUUUAAAGCAUAUCAAAUGAAAAUGCAACAACUAAAUCAGCAGGACAAUAAUCCUAGUAAAGUUGCUGCUUUAUCAGGGGAACCAGGAGCUCAACGAUAUCCUAAACCAAACAUCUCGGGUGGUCGAGACAUGCUCAAUGGAGUGCCUUCUGUAAAUCAGCAUUCCUCUAGUGACAUCACUCAGGGCAUCAACGUUACGUCCAGGUCUCACACAUCGAGUGGAACUUCAUUGUCAUCUUCAUCAGUUCAUACAUCCUCAACAGAUUCAGAUCUCCCUAAAGACAUUCAAAACUUUGUGUCAGAACACUUACAUGAUAGUGAUAUAUCGACAAUGUUGUCACCGAAACAAGCACUCGCUACCUCCAUCGCAGAGGAUAUUCUCGCUCAAUUCACUGCUGAAUCUAGUCCCUCAUCAAAGUUACAUUCCAAAGUGUCUCAGGAAAUACCUCAAUCAAAGGAGGACAAACAUUGUGAUAAUAGAACUGUGGCCAUUCCAAAGGAAUUACUACCACCGUCUUGUCCGCUGACAAUAUCAAUGAAAGCUUUCGAAAUUUUAGCAGCAACUAAAGGUCAAGGUAAACAUGGAGUAACCAUAAGUAUGAUGGGAGAUGGAAUACCAAGACCCCCUCCUUCACCAUUUCCUCCUUUGCCAAAAGACAGACUCAACCCUCCAACACCCAGUGUUUAUUUAGAUACUAAGAAAGAUGCUUUUUCAUUAGAACUUCAGCAGUAUUGUUACUCCCAACCAGUGGUAGUGAUACGAGGGUUAGCAGGAGCUUUGAAAUUAGAUUUAGGUCUGUUCUCAACAAAAAGUUUGGUAGAAGCUAAUGCAGAUCAUCCUGUAGAAGUUAGAACACAGAGACAACAAGCUCCAGAUGAGAAUCGUGAUACCUAUGGAAACAGACUUUGGCGGUGUGAUAGUAGCCGAGGACUAACAUCAAUAGCUAAAUAUGCUCAGUACCAAGCCUCGUCAUUCCAGGAGUCUCUUAAGGAGGAGCAUGAUAAAUCUAAAGGGAUCCAUCGAGAUUCUGACAGUGACUCAAACUCUUCCACUGGACCUAAAGGAAAGAAGAAAUAUAAGUAUAUAAAGUUUGGUACAAAUGUUGAUCUGUCAGAUGAAAGAAAAUGGAAGCCACAACUGCAGGAAUUGAUGAAAUUACCAGCGUUCUGUCGUGUGGUGUCGGCCAGCAAUCUUCUAAGUCAUGUGGGACAUACAAUAUUGGGUAUGAACACUGUUCAGCUGUAUAUGAAAGUUCCAGGAUCACGAACACCAGGACAUCAAGAAAACAACAACUUUGGUUCCAUAAAUAUAAACAUUGGACCUGGAGAUUGUGAAUGGUUUGGUGUUCCUGAUAAUUAUUGGGGUGUUAUACAAAACAUGUGUGAAAGGAACAAUCUGAAUUAUUUGACUGGUUCUUGGUGGCCUAUAUUAGAAGAUCUGUAUGAAGAGAAUGUUCCAGUGUAUAGGUUUAUCCAGAAGCCUGGUGAUUUAGUAUGGGUUGGAUGUGGUACAGUGCAUUGGGUCCAGGCUGUGGGAUGGUGUAAUAAUAUUGCCUGGAACGUAGGACCUGUAAAUCACAAAGCCUAUCAGAUGGGCAUAGAAAGAUAUGAGUGGAAUAAGUUACAGAAUUAUAAAUCUAUUGUUCCCAUGCAGCAUCUUUCAUGGAAUAUAGCUCGUAAUUUACAAAUCUCAGAACCAACAUUCUUUGAAUUAGUCAAAACUGUGUUGAUGAGAUCUAUGAAACAGAUUCGAUUGACAAUGGAUUUUGUUGAAGCCAUGGGGAAAGACAUCAAAUGGCAAGGUCGAUCUGAUAAUGAGGCUGCUCACUACUGCAAUAACUGUGAUGUUGAAGUGUUUGACGUUUUAUUUGUGAUGGAACAAGAUCGUAAAUAUGUUGUCCAUUGUAUGGACUGUGGGAGGAAAAUAAGUAAUAUAUUGGAAGGUUUUAUCAUCCUCAAUCAGUACAGAUUAGAAGAACUAUGUGAUGUCUAUGAUCGCUUCCAACUCUCAUGUCAUUUACCAACUGCAUCAGUAUGAUAAAUAUCCUAACCUGUCAUGACUGGAACUAUGAGGAGACAUGCUGUUAAUCCUGAUGACAAUGCAGAGAGCCUUCACCACUAUUGUAUAAUAUGUCAAUAUCAGUUCAUUGCUUUCUAUUUUGGGUGAAUUAUCAUUUCAACAGUACAAUUAUUAACUAAAACAUUUUGUCAGCCAUUAUCAAAUUAACUUAUUUUAUUAACCUACUAAUGUUUCUAGUUGUUAAUCUUGAACCGUGGUGGAAUUUGUCCAUAUAGAAUUGACUUAAUUAGAUCUGCUAGUUAAGGAACAAAUAAAUGAUGUCCGAACUAUUCAGCAAGCAUUCCUACAUUAUGAUGUUCACUUACCAUCAUUGUAUAAACACUCGACUAACAAUUCAGAAAGAAAAAUGCCCACUUGUGAAACUUUAUUUUGUAUGAUUUAAGAAUUGACCAGUACUGAAUAUAGGAGUACAACCGAUUAUUUUCAUUAACUACCACCUAGUAUUGUAUAAGGCCAAGUAUAUUUUUAUCCUAUGCAAAUUAUCAAAACAUGGAUCAUCAGAUUAUUUUUAUAGAUCAUCAUUAUACCUCACAAUGUGUUACCAUGGUUACGUAAUGUACGAUCAUAUUUCUGUACAAAUUUCAUACAGAGUGAUUACUUAGAGUACGAGUUGAACGAUUGAUCUGUGGAAUAUCAGCCUAUCCGAUAAUUAAAGGUAAAAAUGCAAUUAAAAUCAAAUAAUUGUCAUAUAACAUAGGAAAGAAAAUAGCAACUGUUUGUUACAAUCUACCAUACUGUUAUUAAUGAAAGAACACAUGUAUGUUGAUCAUAUAACUAAUAUAACAAUUUAAUUAGAAGCAGUUAAUUUAUGCAGGUAAACCAAUUUACUAACAGCUUUAGGAAAGACGGUCCUCUGUUAAAAAACAAUGUCUAUUUAUCAGGUUUUUAUUCGCUUUUGAUGUGUCAGAGUGGUAUCAUAUUUAUCAUGCCCCAUCAUAUUUUUGUGUUGUUAGGCAGGGAACUAUGGGAUGGUUUGAUGGAAUGGAAAAAGACCAUAGAUUUUAUAUUUGAUGAAAACUACUGAAAUGAUAUUAGAAUUGCUAUACUUAGGUUAUAAUACCUUUUUAAUCAAUGUCCUUCUGGCCUGCUUUUAUUAGUCCGCUACUGACAAAAGUUGAAGAUGACUUUAGGAUUUAUUAUUAUCAACAGGAAAUUUCUGUUUUCUAAAUUCCUCUUUACUAUAGAAAUAGAUAUAUUUAUAGAUUAUCAUUGAUCAUCUUAAUGAGAUUGUUUGUCUCGCUUGAGCCGGAGAUGACCAAUGAUAAUCUAUUUAUCGCUAUUUUCCUAUGACAAUAAUGUCAAUAUUUCAUGUCAAUUUCCUUAGCAACACCACAUGCAUCCUUAGUUUCUAGCGAUAAUUUCCCAUCUCGAGCGAGUAGCAUGAUAUGAAAAAUUUUCACAAAAAAAGAUCAAAGGAAAAAUGCACAAAAUAUUGAUAAUAGUUGUAAUUGGCAAUUCUCUCAGGUAUUUAAAGAAUAAGAAUAUUUUUGUUUUCCAUUCCUUACUUUUUGUCUUCCAUUCCACAAACCAUCACAUUUAUAACUUAAUUGAUCUCAAUUUCAUUGUAAUUAUCAUCACAAGAUUUAUAUUCAAAUUUUAUUAUAAUUUAUUUAAAAAAACAUGUAUGAUUAUUAAUUACACUGUGUAUGGCUUAUUUAUUUAUAUUUUAUAAUAAACAACACUUGGUUUAUUUUUCUUGUGGUAAGACCACAAUUGUGUUUAGCUGUGGAGCUUUGGUCAAUUUCUAAAAAUUCAUAGAUAAGGAAUAAAUGUUUUUUGCAAAAAAUGUGCUUUUUUUCUAAAGAUUUUUUUAAUGUUUAUAGAUGUGUGGUAUUCAUAAUUUUAGUGAAAGGUUUUAUACAGUGAACUUUUUUUUAUGAGAGUUAACACUUUUGAUAGUUUGUUUUAAGUCAAUUGUGGGGCUUUAUGAUAACCUGGCUGGUUUGCCAAGGUAGUCUGUUGAUAUUGAACAAUGGAAUUUUUGGAUCAUUAUAAAUGAAACUACAAUCCUUCUCAUAAUAAACCAUGAUGUCAGACUUUUACUCCAGAUUACAAAACUUACAUGUAGAAGUAUAUUUCUCACCCUCUUGUGGUUUACUAUCACACAUGGACUGAUAAUCAAACCUCCAGUUGUUAGAGUUCUUGAUUGAGAUAGUCGGAUGUUUUACCAUCACUAAUAGGUAUUAAACAUUUUGAUAUAUUUAUCUUAGGAUAAUUUUGUAGUGAAGGUGAACAAGAUUUGUGUAAAAUAAAAAAUAAUUGAGAUUAUUAGGGGAUACAAAUAUUUAUAGAACUUUUGAUUUUAGAAUGUUUUAGUUUUGAUAAAGAAAAAGGUAACGUUAUGUUGCUAAAGUUUAUAACACAUGAUGUUAGAAAGGGAGAUAACAAAUCCUACGAUUUAAGAAAUAUACAGGUUUAUUUGUUACACAUUAUAUAAUAAAUCAAAAUAAGAAGGAGGUGUGUUGUUAGUUUGAAAUUUAUUUUUUGUUGAUAUGUAAAUUUAUUGAGAAAGUCAUAGACAGAAUGUAUAUGGUGUAUAUAUGUGUUUUGUAGAUGUUUGAAGUGAGCUAUUUUUAGGAUUGGUGUAAUUGUUAAUGUGCUAAAUAUAGUUGGCUGAGUUAAUAGUAACUUCUCUGGUUUGUUACCUGUGUAUAUUUGUUUCCCCUGUUAAAACUCUGAUUGUGAUCUAUGGUGCUUUUUGUUAUAUAAACAUUUCAUAUGUUAACUUAAUGUUCAAUCUUAUUCCCCAACACUUACAAAUGAAAUUAAAUAUACCUUGCGCAAAAAAAGUGGAAAAGUUUUAAUAUUAAAACGAUUGGCUUAGUUUUACUGCUGUGUCAUAAGCUAGUCAACACUGAGGCUGUCAGCUUGAACCCUGCACAUGGCAGGUGUGUAUAACUUUAAUCUAAAUUGACCAGGAUUGUCCAUAAAUAAAAAGUGACUGCUAUAAAAUAGCCAAAAGUGCUGAAAAUAAUGUUAAAUUCAAAAAAUUCAAAAUAAAAAAUCCAUCAAACGUAGAUUUUUUUUUAAAAUUUGAAUUUAGAAAGAUUUUUGUAAUUUUUACUAAGAGCUUUUGAAUUGAAAAACAAAUCUAUUUCCUUAUAAAUAUUUGAAAUACCUAAAAUUUACCUGAACAAGGAACACAGAUUUCUAUCCCUGUUUUAAACUAUCUAUGAGAGAGGGACCAAAAGGAAGAUUUACAUCUUUUUCCUGCAAAAUUAGUUUUUAACCGUGUGUUUCCAUGACUUUUCCAUUGAUCUAUGUAAAUAUUGUAAUUUUUUUGUUGUUGAUCAGAAUGAAUGGUUGACUUUACUAAACAGUUCAGUUGUUUAUAGUUAUCAUCUGGCUUCAUUGAAAAAAACAGAGGAGUCCAGCAAACCAUUUACUGUUUACUUGGAGAAAAUAAUUUGCUGUUUCCAUGGAAAUUCUCAAAUAAAAUUGUUUCUUUAUUUUAUACUAUUAUAGUUAAAAAAUUGUGGAGUACAUAUUAUAAAAUUCGAUUUUUAAAAUCAGGUUGACUGGAAAAAUUUACAUUUCCAAAUAAACAGUAAAACUUUUUUCUCCAAAUGAUUUUGUGAUGAUUAAGUUGGGAUUAUAUGCCAGAAAUGUGUUAUUAGUCUGAUCUCAAUAGUGUACUCAUACAGUGUAAAUUGAAUGUUUAACUUAUCUUGUUUUACCUCACUUCUCAGCUGUGAAUGGCCAUAAUAUAAAAUAUUUCUAAUUCUUGUUUAUCAUUCCCAUGUGGUCAAUAGAACAUUGUCUCUUUAAUAUAAAACAUAAUUUACAAAAUGUUUUAAUGCAGCUAUUUGUUGUAUAUCCAAUAGUUAACAAUUAUUACAAUGUUAGAUAAAAACACAUGAAAUUGAUAAAUAAGUAGUUAAAAAAAUUCUCAUGUUUUCCUGUUCACUGCUUUAAAAGCAUCAUUUCAUCUUGUUAAUAGUUAGCUGUAUAAAUGAUGAUUUAGAAACAUUUUUAUUGUGGCCACAUUGAUAAUGAUAUUUAUACUGUGUUAUAAUAAAACACGCCAAUAUUUCUA